AUGAAUCAAGCAAUCUUCGACAUCCAACCCGUGAACCGCUUCGGCGGUUCAAAUACUACAAUCCGGCGACCCAAGGAAAUCGCGUGCUUCUCCUAUGAUCAGGAUCGCCGCUUUUCCCUUGGUGAUGCAUCCAUCGCAUACUACUACCCGCCAAGUCUACCCGCAGAUCUGAAUAUCGGGUUCGAUACUUUUCAGAAACUGAAUGAUGCGGCUGAUGAGCAUUUGGAUGCGUUGCUUGAUACUAUUGUAGCGAUGGAGAAGGAGACGGGGAGGAAAUGUGAGACUGAUGUUGUGACGUGGCGGGGGAUGAUGACCAAGAUAUUGACUGCUCCCUUUGAUAUGAUGAAUGGCUUUGAGAUGAAUGCAACGUGUUACCAGGGCACAAUAUUCAUCGAGGAAAAUAACUCCUACAAAAACCGCCAAAAAGAACUCCAACGAAACCAAAGAAUGCCCCCGGGAAUGGCAUCACAAGAUCUCAUGAUGUACUGGGGAUACAAAUUCGAAGUCCUAUCCGUCCUCCGAAAACCAUGGGACCCGUGCACGCGCGAAGAAAUCGAAAACCGCCAAAACGAGGUCGUGAACAAUAGCGCCCAGUACUGCUCCGUCGUCAAGACCGGAAUGGGAAGUAUCCGCAUGGUCCUUGGCGGGGAAGUCGAUGCCGUAUGGGACUGCAAACCAGACCGCAAAGAAGACUCAAUCCACUGGGUCGAACUCAAGACCUCGGCGGAAAUCCGCAAUGAUCGCGACAUGCUCAAAUACGAGCGGAAACUGCUCAAAUUCUGGGCGCAGUCGUUCUUACUCGGUGUGCCGAAGAUCAUCGUCGGAUUCCGCGAUCAACAGGGUAUCGUGCAUCGUCUGGAAGAACUAGAUACAGCUGGUAUACCUGGAAAGGUGAAGAAGGUGGGACGAGGGAGUUGGGACGGGAAUAUUUGUAUUAACUUUGCGGCGGCGUUUUUGGAGUGGCUGAAGCAGGUUAUUCAGGGAGAUGGAGUCUGGAGGAUACGAAAGGUGGAAAAGUCUCAUGCUAUUGAGGUGUUCAAGGUUGAGGAGUCCGGGCAUGGUGAUAUCCUUUCAUCGACGUUCAAGACAUGGCGAGAGACUUCCUUGACGGAGUAA
Penicillium daleae is the source of this 1116-nucleotide messenger RNA. Its product is annotated as DXO/RAI1 family decapping nuclease. Gene Ontology annotation, biological process: NAD-cap decapping; nuclear-transcribed mRNA catabolic process. Bases 1 to 1116 code for a protein of 371 amino acids. Gene Ontology annotation, molecular function: mRNA 5'-diphosphatase activity. NCBI's taxonomy places the organism in Eukaryota, Fungi, Ascomycota, Eurotiomycetes, Eurotiales, Aspergillaceae. The record is from RefSeq and is a predicted model, not a curated record. The transcript has 9 exons. Gene Ontology annotation, cellular component: nucleus; cytosol.